Messenger RNA from Mus pahari (shrew mouse), 1396 nucleotides. It is a transcript of the gene Tex28, whose product is annotated as testis expressed 28. The transcript has 4 exons. Gene Ontology annotation, cellular component: endomembrane system. The record is from RefSeq and is a predicted model, not a curated record. NCBI's taxonomy places the organism in Eukaryota, Metazoa, Chordata, Mammalia, Rodentia, Muridae. The coding region runs from base 36 to 1247 and encodes 403 amino acids.
AUGAUAUUAAGAAGUCAGAUUGCAGUCUAAAAGUCAUGGUUUUAAAGGUGGAAAGUACCAAGAGCUCAAGUGCAACCCUCCCCACCAACGUGCCCUCUUACAGGUCUCUGUCUUCCUUCCGUGAGGAUUGCCCUAGUAGUCACACUAGCUUCUCAGAUGGCGAGCUUGCCCGGAAUGUGAGGGAAGGUGUCAAGCAUAGAAUCUUUUACCUCUCAGAGCAGUUGAGAGUGGAAAAGGCCAGUAGGGAUGAAAAUACCAUGAGCUACCUCAAGCUGGUAUCCAAAGCUGACCGGCACCAGGCCCCACAUAUCCGGAAGGCCUUUGAGAGGGUGAACCAGCGCACCUCUGCCACUAUUGCUCAUAUAGAACGAAAACUCUAUCAGUGUCAUCAGCAGCUAAAGGAGCUGGAAGAGGGCUACAGUCCCACAAGCUCAGUGCUGAAAGUGGGCAGUGACUUGGAUAGUCAUAAGCAGCCAAGUGGGAAGGUUUCAUAUUCCAAGUUGUCCAAGUCAGGUGGGGAAGAUAGCCUGCCCAUCAACGUUGCUAGGUCCUCUACUCUAGAGAGUCACUUAUCAGAAAUGCAGCAGAGGAAAGUGGCCCAGCAACAAAAGCUGCUUUUGCAGAAGAUGAAGGAAGAACUGACAGAAGCCAAGAAGGUCCAUGCUAGCUUUCAGGUCUCCCAUCAAAGCCUCAAGGAAAGUCAUAUGAUUGAUGUGCAAAGGAUACUGGAGUCACUCCAGGAAAAGAAAACCAGACAAUCACUGAUGGAAGAACAGGUGAAUGAUCACUUGCAGAGAUACCUGGAUGAGAUUUUCCACCUCAAACAGCAUCUGGCAUGCACUGAAGAGAAAAUGGCCUAUUUGUCCUAUGAAAGAGCCAAGGAAAUAUGGGAUGUAAUGGAGACUUUCAAGACCAGAAUAACCAAGCUAGAAACUCUACAGCAAGCUACCCAACUGGAGAUGAUGGCCAGCCUCAGAACCCGUCCCAAGGACUUUUUGUUCAGAUUCAUAAGCCUGCUUCUCACUCUGACCACUAUCUUCUUGGUUGUGGUUUCUACAUUGUGUUCUUGCCCCUUGCCCUUGCUCAACUCACGCCUGCGCAUCUUCAUUGUAUUUAUGAUCAUUGGGCUUGGGACUUUGGCCUGGCAGAAGCGCCAUGUCAUCUCUAUUAUUGACUGGCAGGCCUGGGUCCCAUUUAAGUGGAGACCAGACUUAAAGGAUGCUAAGCCUCCACCAGAUGGACACUGAGGGGCAAGAAGUGCCAUUCACCUGAAUUUCUUGCUUUCAGUUGUUGAGGACAUCCAGUAGGACCCUUUUAGAAAGCUACUUUGUUGCUCUCAUUUUCUUAAUUCUGUAACUGCAAGCCCCGUGAGAUACAUGCAGAUGCCAACUUGCCU